Messenger RNA from Pisolithus orientalis, 1859 nucleotides. Its product is annotated as Aldehyde/histidinol dehydrogenase. Gene Ontology annotation, molecular function: aldehyde dehydrogenase (NAD+) activity. The transcript is spliced from 15 exons. The record is from RefSeq and is a predicted model, not a curated record. Lineage: Eukaryota; Fungi; Basidiomycota; Agaricomycetes; Boletales; Pisolithaceae. Bases 225 to 1661 code for a protein of 478 amino acids.
ACCAACAUUGGGCAGUAGCAUACCGUAGUGCUGAGAACGCAAUAUGGGUUCGAUCCAGGAGGCGCACAGGCCCACAAGUGUUCUGUGCGCACGAGCGAUGCAUUGGUAUCUUAUCUAGGCGCUCAAGUCAUAAUAGAAUUGGCUUCUCCCGCUGCUGCUCACGGUUAAGAAGGCGGGCAGCGAUCCAAGUGUCCAUCUUUCCACUCCCAAUCCCUUCACAAUCGAUGGCUCAGACUGUACGCAUCGAGAUCCCCGCCACCUGGGCGGGGCUUUUCAUCAACAAUGAGUUUGUGUCGUCUGUGGACUCGCAGGAGCGCAUCGAAGUCAUCAACCCAGCAACGGAAGAAACCAUUUGUUCUGUCGUCGCCGGGUCCAAGGAGGAUAUUGAUGUCGCCGUCGCCGCUGCGCGCGCCGCUUAUUCCACCACCUGGGGCAAGAAUGUUACGGGUUUUGAGAGAUCUCGCCUGCUGAACAAGCUCGCCGAUCUUAUGGAGCGCGACAUGCAAGUGCUUGCGGAAGUAGAAAGUCUCAACAACGGAAAGCCUGUUAAAAUUGCAAGAGACUUCGACAUUGGUGACAGCAUUCAGUGUCUACGGUACUAUGCCGGGUGGGCAGACAAGAUCGUGGGCCAAAAUUCCUUGGAAUUACCCCAUCAACAUGUGGUAAGGGCUUCUCGGUGCUUUCAUUUAAUAGCAUUGCUCGCUCCCGCCCUUGCAUGCGGGUGUACCAUUGUCAUGAAACCUUCUGAAUUAACCCCUCUGACGGCCCUCAUGUUGUCCAAGCUGAUCGCCGAAGCUGGGUUUCCCCCAGGUGUGGUGAAUACCGUACCCUCGCUGGGACCUAUCGGUGGCGCAGCCCUUUCACAUCACAUGGAUGUUGACAAAGUGGCGUUCACCGGAUCGACUCUAACGGGCCGUAAAAUUAUGGAGGCUGCAGCCAAAAGUAACUUGAAAAAGGCAUGCCAUAUUCGCGAGCUGGGUGGCAAAUCUCCCCAUAUCAUUUUUGAGUCGGCAAAUCUUGACCAAGCGGCCAAUUGGGCAUGUCUUGGUAUCCUAUACAAUACUGGCCAGGACUGCACAGCUGGUUCUAGGCUAUACGUCCAAGACACCAUAUACGACAAAUUCUUGGCCCUUUUGGUGGACAAGGCAAAGCAACUUGUGAUUGGUGACGGUUUUGAUGAAAAGAGCGGAGGUGGCCCCGUGCGCAAUAUGACAAGAUAUGGAGCUACAUCGAGAGUGGGAAGGUCACACGGGGCAAGACUGGUGCUUGGUGGCGAAAAACGCCAUGGAAAAGGUUUCUUUGUGGAUCCGACUAUUUUCACGGACGUGACGCCCGAUAUGAGGAUAAUUUUUGGGCCCGUUUUGUCAGUCGGCCGAUUCAAAACCGAAGAAGAAGCGAUCUCCCUUGCGAACGAUACAAGCUACGGUCUUGGCGCCGGUCUCCAUUCAACGGAUGCUAGCCAAUGCAUGAGAGUUUCCUCCGCGUUGGAAGCGGGAACUGUUUGGGUCAAUCAGUAUAAUAUCCUGGGCAACAAUGUCCCAUUUGGCGGGAAAAAACAAAGUGGAAUUGGUCGCGAGCUCGGCAGCUAUGCGCUCAAAGAGUAUACGGAAGUUAAGGCCGUACACUGGAACUUUGGCGAGCAAGCAGACUGGCCGUUGUGAUUCAGAAAUCGUUUGGUUUUCUAGGACAUGAACGGAAGCGUGUAGGUUGUCUUGUGUUCGACUGUGUAAACUAGUAUGGUGUAAAUCGACGAGUUACCAAACUGCGAACUUGUGGAUCUCAUCCCUCUAAAUCGGGUGUUUUUCCGUCUUGGGAAUGGUCGAUCAUGCCCAACACCUGUAUUAUAUGCCCACCUCGAG